AUGGGUACAGGAAAGAAGGAGGCCACUCGUAAAGAGCGGCAGGGGAAGACUGGUGAUGGCAUGGGCAACGUCAAAACCAAAGGUGAAAAUUUCUACCGCGAUGCCAAGAAGCUCAAGACGUUGAACAUGUUCAAGGAUGGCAAGGCGCGCCGUGACAAGGAGGGAAACAUCACAGUCGCUGCGAGCUACCAAUCCAGAGAUGUGCCCACAGCUCGGAUCGAGCCCAACCGUAAAUGGUUCGGCAAUACCCGUGUUAUCUCCCAAGAGGCCCUGACCUCGUUCCGUGAGGCUGUCGCUGAGCGUGCUUCCGACCCUUACCAAGUUCUCCUAAAGACCAACAAGCUGCCCAUGAGCUUGAUCCGGGAUGAUAAAGGUGGAAUCAACGGGUUGAAGCAGCACCAGGCCAAGAUGGCUAUCGAGACUUCUCCAUUUGGUGACACCUUCGGCCCCAAGGCUCAGCGCAAGCGUGUCAAGCUCGGCGUGUCUUCUCUCGAGGACCUCGCUGGCGAGACUGCCAAGAUGCAGGAUACCUACAUCGAGAAGAAUGAUGAAGGCACCCAUGCUGAUGGAAGCGCCAUCGUCGGCGGUGAUGACAAUGCCAAGGAAGAUCUCGGCCAGCUCACCACCGCUCGUGAAUCUGUCUUCUCCAAGGGACAGAGUAAGCGCAUUUGGAACGAACUUUACAAGGUCAUCGAUUCCUCCGAUGUCGUUAUUCACGUCCUUGAUUCUCGUGAUCCCGAAGGUACCCGUUGCCGCAGUGUUGAAAAAUACAUUCGCGAGGAAGCACCGCACAAGCACUUGAUCUUCGUCUUGAACAAGUGUGAUCUUGUCCCGACAGGAGUUGCUGCUGCCUGGGUUCGUCAUCUUUCUAAGGAUUACCCAACGCUGGCUUUUCACGCCAACAUCAACAACUCUUUCGGCAAGGGAUCUUUGAUCGCUCUGCUCCGUCAGUUCUCUUCUCUUCACUCCGACCGUAAGCAGGUUUCGGUUGGUCUGAUUGGUUACCCCAACUCGGGCAAGUCCUCUAUCAUCAACACCCUUCGCAACAAGAAGGUGUGCACAGUCGCUCCCAUUCCCGGUGAGACCAAGGUGUGGCAGUAUGUUACAUUGAUGAAGAGAAUCUACCUCAUUGAUUGCCCUGGUGUGGUUCCUCCCAGCCAGACCGACACCGAGGAAGACAUUCUCCUUCGCGGUGUUUGCCGUGUGGAGAAUGUCCACAACCCGGAACAGUACAUCCCAGCUGUCCUUCGUCGCGUCCAACCCCGUCAUCUUGAGCGCACCUACGGCAUCAAGUGGCAGGAGGACCACAUUGAUUUCUUGGCUCUUCUUGCCCGCAAGGGUGGUCGUCUUCUCCGUGGAGGCGAGCCGGAUGUCGAUGGUGUUGCCAAGAUGAUGAUCAACGACUUCCUCCGUGGAAAGAUCCCCUGGUUCACUCCUCCUCCCAAGCUCCAAGGCAAGGAUGGCAAGGAUGAAGAGAAGAUCGAAGGCCGUGAAGGCCGUCUCGGUGAAAUGGGACGCAAGCGCAAGCUGAACGAGAACGAUGAGCCUGCCACCAAGGAGGCUGAUGCCGAAGAAGCCGAGUCUUCCGACUCGCAGCCUGCUCAGGACGAGUUCGGCGGCUUCGAUGAUAGCGACAACGACUCGAUCGCCAACAUCGAGGUCAGCGACGUCGAGAGUGGCGAGGAGUGA
This is a messenger RNA of Penicillium canescens, 1689 nucleotides long. RefSeq names its product putative GTPase NOG2. The record is from RefSeq and is a predicted model, not a curated record. NCBI's taxonomy places the organism in Eukaryota, Fungi, Ascomycota, Eurotiomycetes, Eurotiales, Aspergillaceae. The coding region runs from base 1 to 1689 and encodes 562 amino acids. Gene Ontology annotation, molecular function: GTP binding. The transcript has 3 exons. Gene Ontology annotation, cellular component: nucleolus.